Molecule: messenger RNA, 1458 nt
Organism: Tribolium castaneum (red flour beetle)
Lineage: Eukaryota; Metazoa; Arthropoda; Insecta; Coleoptera; Tenebrionidae
Product: aristaless-related homeobox protein
Exons: 3
Coding region: 154-939 (261 amino acids)
Biological process (GO): regulation of transcription by RNA polymerase II
Molecular function (GO): DNA-binding transcription factor activity, RNA polymerase II-specific; RNA polymerase II transcription regulatory region sequence-specific DNA binding
Source: RefSeq, a predicted model, not a curated record
UAAUUUUCUGAUUGGAGGAAAAUCGAGGGAGGGUUACUUCUGUACCCCCAAAUAUACCCUUCACAAGUGGUUGAAACACUCAGUCGAGAAGCAAGUUUUACGCCGAUCGUUUCAAUACAAAACGUGCUUAUACCUCUUCAGUGUUCUGUUGACAUGUCGCAAAGUCAAGAAGAAAUGCGUCCGAGGGCCGUCUACAGCAUCGACCAGAUUUUGGGAGUUAACAGCUCGUCCACCUCUGCGAAGAGCAUCGAAGGCGAGUCGGAUUCCAAAGUCGAUUCGGUCAGUGAUAGCGAAAUGGUUGAGGAAAGCAUCGAAGAUUUGAACGACACCAGACCGAGAAAAAUCCGCAGAUCCCGAACGACUUUCACCACCUAUCAGCUGCACCAACUGGAGCGAGCUUUCGAAAAAACCCAAUACCCCGACGUUUUCACAAGAGAGGAAUUGGCUAUGCGGCUUGAUUUGAGCGAAGCGCGAGUCCAGGUAUGGUUCCAAAACCGUCGCGCCAAGUGGAGAAAGCGUGAAAAGGCCUUAGGCCGGGAAGCCGUCCCGUUCAUGCACCCUGGGGACCAGCCCGGUCUGCCCGAAUUCUCGCUGCAUGGGCACAUGGCGAUGCCCCCGGUGGGCCCCGCCGACUCCUUCUGGCCCAGUUUGCCUUUCCCGCCCAUGUUCAGUCCGGCCAUAGGCCUGCCUUGGCCGCCCAAGACGCCCAUGAACGUGCCGACGUUCCACGCUUUCCUGUCGCAAUACGUGCUCGCAGGCGGCGUCCCCCAACUGAAUCUCCUAAAUAGUGGGAUUCCGGACGAACGGUCCCGGAGUACGAGUCCGGAAACUCCCAGUCCGUCGCAGUUGUCGCCCUCAGCGCUGGAAGCUUUGAGGUUACGGACACAAGAAAUUUUAGUGCCGAGUUCUUCGCCGCAGAAACUGCACGCGAAGUCGUAAAUAGAUAAUAUCUAGUGGACAUGUAGUUGUAUUGUUAGGGAUGUAGGAGAUUAUUGGCGCUUGAUAUGUGGGGGAAAUAGACUGAAUAGCUGUACCAAGUUUUCGAUUUAGUUGUUAUUUUUUUUUCAUUCUUAUGAUAGGGAGAAUUAUUUUUGUAUUAAAUUUAUUUACAACACUAGUUGCACUAGUUAGUUUAGCGCCAAUUUUGUAAAUAAUUUUGUACAUAAAGUGCGUAUUUAUUUAUUGUAGAUAAAAAAUCAAGAGGUUUGUUUAAAACAUAAUAGCAUUACAGAUAAUUAUUUUGUGGGGGAAAUUAACAAUAAGUUGUACCUAAUACCUAGUUACGAUCGAUAUUAAACGAAACAAUAAUUAAAACGGCAGGUGUUUUACUUGUCUUGGUUAUCAAAAGUUUAUUAUCAAUAAGUAAUAAUCUACUUAAUUAUGGCGUGUUUAUUGGUUCAUCUACCUUGAAUGCUUGUAAAAUAACCAUUAUUACAUUGAUGUUUACAUAGAAAUGAU